AUGACGUUGGAACCUGAGAUAUCUCGCGAGAUUGUGGCAACACCGGAGGGUUGGAGCAAGCCUGCCAGUGGUCACAACUACGUGAGAGUCACCUUCGACCGUACCCCGGUGAUGUCGACAUAUUUGGUGGCCAUGGUGGUGGGCGAUUUCGAGUACAUCUCCAGUAAGAGUCCAUGUGGUGGCACCACGUGGACGGAGGAGUCGGCAAAGGCACAAGGAGGGCAGUUGGAAAUUCGAGUGUACACGCCACUGGGGAAACGCAAGUAUGGAGAGUAUGCGUUGGGAGUGGCGGAGAAAGCGCUGCCAUUCUACGCGGAGUUGUUUGGGUGUCCUUAUCCACUGCCGAAGUUGGAUCUGAUUGCGCUGCCUGACUUUGCAUGUGGAGCGAUGGAGAACUGGGGCUUGGUGACUUACAGGGAGACAUCUCUGUUGCUGGACCCCAAGAACUCCUCUCUCUCGUCAAAGAAGCUUGUUGCGUUGACAGUGGCACAUGAGGUGUCACACAUGUGGUUCGGGAAUUUGGUGACAAUGUCAUGGUGGACGGAUUUGUGGUUGAAUGAGGGCUUUGCAAUGUGGGCUGAAAGUCUUGCUGUGGAUCAUUGCUUCCCAGAGUAUGAUAUUUGGGUGAGUGGACCAACUCAGUGUGGGCGAGUGAGGGGUGCUAUUGAGUCGGAUUGCAGGAAGUGUGGGCUGAGGAUUGUUGGAAUGGGCAUGAGUGGUGGAUGGAUGGAUGGACGGAUUGAUGGUUGGUUGAGGUGA
Hydatigera taeniaeformis is the source of this 759-nucleotide messenger RNA. The record is from the annotation of a GenBank genome assembly. Lineage: Eukaryota; Metazoa; Platyhelminthes; Cestoda; Cyclophyllidea; Taeniidae.